Molecule: messenger RNA, 1065 nt
Organism: Pedinophyceae sp. YPF-701
Lineage: Eukaryota; Viridiplantae; Chlorophyta; Pedinophyceae
Source: the annotation of a GenBank genome assembly
AUGGCCAGUCUCCUGGCUCUCGUUCUAUUCACCGUCAUCCAUAUCUCGAGAGCAUGCGACUGGCCGGACGGAUUCACGCCCCCCGCGGCAAUAGACCUCGCACAGCAAGCACCCUACGUUUUGGACGGCAUUGUCGACGCGUUUUUCGACCCCGAAACGCUGCGUUGCAACGACGGCUGGCCCGAGGCCGACAGCCUGUCGCAGUCCCUAUCUCCCAGCGCUCGCGCGAGCGCGUUCCCCCUGUACGGGGCGGCCAUUUCUGUGCGCCGAGCCCUGAAGCACAGCCCGCAACUGCCGAGCGAGCAGCAGGGGCCGAGGUGUGGCGCUGACGCGGGCACCGAGAAGCCCGUCCUCAUAGUUGGCUUCGGGGCGCGCUCCGCGUGCCGCGCAGGGGACCAGGAGGUCGGGUCCAGGGUGGUGGCGUUCGCUUCGCUGCACACGUUCGAGUGCAGCGGGCGGCGCGUCCUCGCGCUCUUCGAGCCCCCGGGGAACCCCGCGCUGACCCUCCCGUCCGUGCGGCCCGCCAACGGCGCCCUCAUCGACGACGUCGCCGCCGCCGUUGGCAGCAGCGCGCCGGAGCCCUUGCUGUGCACGGACGGAGCGGUCGCCGGCGGCAGCGAAGCGGAGCAGCCGCGCCCAUGGCUCGACAUCGAGGCGCUGCGGUGCUUCGUGGCGUCGGGCACGGUCGCCGCGGGCGGCGGCGGCGACGACGGCGGGUUCGUUCAGAGCGCAGGGUUCACGCUCGGCAUCGUGGGCGUGGGGUCCGCGUUCGUCCCGAUCCUGAUGAUCCUCGGCGCGUUCUGGAUAUGGGACCACAAGCUCAGCCCGUCCGCGCGGCGGCGGGCCGCGCGGCGGCGACGGAGGGAGCGCCGUGCGCGCGCUCUGGAGCAGCGGGAGGCGAUAGUUGCGGCGGGCGGCGAGGCUGCGGCGGCCGGGAUCGCCGAGGACGUGGGCGAUGAGGUGUCGGCGUCGUCGCGCGACUCCGGCAACGAACUGGAACACCCCCUGGAGACGCUGUUCCGACGGAAGAGCUCCAGGAAGCGCGGCACGGGCGAGGGGAAGUGA